This is a messenger RNA of Geodia barretti, 1503 nucleotides long. Lineage: Eukaryota; Metazoa; Porifera; Demospongiae; Tetractinellida; Geodiidae. The record is from the annotation of a GenBank genome assembly.
AUGUCGUGGGAAGGCUACAACUACGAGGACGCGAUCAUCGUCAGCGAGCGGCUAUACAGGGACGACUACUUCACCUCGAUCCACAUAGAGCGGCACGAGAUGGAGGCCCGGGAGACCAAGCUGGGCCCCGAGGAAAUCACUCGAGAUAUCCCCAACGUGGGUGAGGCCAGCCUGCGAGAUCUGGACGAGCGGGGCAUCAUCCGCGUGGGCGCGGACGUUACACCGGGCGACAUCCUGGUCGGCAAGGUUACUCCGAAGGGCGAGACCGAGCUCACAGCAGAGGAAAAGCUGCUCAGGGCGAUUUUCGGCGAAAAAUCCCGCGACGUUAAAGACACCUCCCUCCGUGUGCCGCACGGGGAGCGCGGCAAGGUCAUUGACGUGAAGGUGCUGAGCCGGGAAAACAAGGACGACCUGAAUCCCGGCGUCAAAGAAGCGGUCCGGGUGUGGAUCGCCCAGACUCGCAAAAUCUCCGUCGGGGACAAGAUGGCGGGACGCCACGGCAACAAGGGCGUCGUUGCCCGCAUCCUUCCCGAAGAGGAUAUGCCCUACCUGGAAGACGGGACACCUGUCGACAUCAUCCUCAAUCCCAUCGGCGUGCCGUCCCGGAUGAACUUGGGCCAGGUGCUGGAAACGCACCUCGGUAUGGCCGCAGACCGGUUGGGGUUCCAGGCCAAGACUCCGGUGUUCGAUGGAGCGACCGACGAGGCCAUCGAGGACUCUCUCGCCAGGAUCUGGUUCCGGGAACAGGCCACCGCGGCGUACAACGGGAACGGGAACGAGAACGGCAACGGGCACAAGAAUGGCAACGGGCACCAUCUCGACGAAACGGAAGUGGUGUACCGGUGGCUGUCAGAAAGGGGCUGCGACCCCUAUGAGAUAUUUGACGAAUCCAAGCUGGGCCUAGCCCCGCGAGACCUGCCUCCGAUGCACCAAGAGGCGCUGAAGGUUCACCGCGAGAGGCUCAUCGCUCCGCCCACGUUUGGCAAGUUCCAGUUGUUCGAUGGGCGCACCGGAGAGGAGUUCGACCAACUGGUGACUGUGGGCAGCAUCUACAUUCUCAAGCUCAUUCACUUGGUUGAGGACAAGAUUCACGCCCGUUCCACUGGGCCGUACUCCAUGAUCACCCAGCAGCCCCUGGGCGGGAAAGCCCAGUUUGGUGGCCAGCGCUUCGGUGAGAUGGAAGUGUGGGCCCUGGAGGCUUACAGCGCUGCCUACAACCUGCAGGAGGUGCUCACCGUCAAGUCUGACGACGUUGCCGGCCGUGUGAAGACAUACGAGGCCGUCGUCAAAGGCGAGCCCAUCGGGCAGCCCGGCGUCCCUGAAUCGUUCAACGUACUGAUGAAGGAGUUGCAAAGCCUGGGGCUCAGGGUGCAACUGUUAAGCGAGGACCAGCGGCCGGCGACCACAACCGAAAACGGGAAAGACUUCGCUACAGAACUUGGCCAGAGCUUUGGACGAGCCAGCGAGGGUGAUACGGAGCUAUUUCCUCUGGAGACGAUUUAA